UAGAGUGCCGCUUCCUGUGAGGCCUCCUUGGCGAUGGCCGCAGGGACCCGCACGACGCCGUCGCCGGCCGCGCAUGCACUUGACGGUGACAUGGCAGCCGCCGCAACGCGGUCGGUGCCGGCGUCGCUCGUCGCCGCGAGCCUGGUGGUGGUGGGCCUCGGCGGCGGCGCGCUGCUGGUCUGGUGGGCGGCCGCGUUCCACCGCGCGAACGCCAGGCUGUGGAUGGUGCCCGUGGGGCUCGUCCUCCUCGGCACCCCGCUCGUCGUGUGGCUCUCCGUCUUCGCCUCCGGCCCGUGUGACCGCUCCAGCUCCAGGGUGCCGCCGCCCGCCGCUUCAAGACCUUAGGGCAUCUCCAACGAACGAUGCAUUUCGGACGUCCAAAAGUGGUCGCGAACAUCCGUUUGCAUCGCUCAACGGACAU
Molecule: messenger RNA, 421 nt
Organism: Lolium perenne
Lineage: Eukaryota; Viridiplantae; Streptophyta; Magnoliopsida; Poales; Poaceae
Source: RefSeq, a predicted model, not a curated record